Messenger RNA from Mucor mucedo, 1651 nucleotides. RefSeq names its product major facilitator superfamily domain-containing protein. Gene Ontology annotation, molecular function: transmembrane transporter activity. Lineage: Eukaryota; Fungi; Mucoromycota; Mucoromycetes; Mucorales; Mucoraceae. The transcript has 4 exons. Bases 4 to 1554 code for a protein of 516 amino acids. Gene Ontology annotation, cellular component: membrane. The record is from RefSeq and is a predicted model, not a curated record.
AUAAUGUAUCUUAUCUGUAAACUCCUAUACAUUGCUAUAUUUGCAGUUUUGUCGGCUGCACCACCUUAUUUACCAUUAUACUAUCAUGAUGUCCUCGGUUUCUCUUCAGACCAAAUAGGGUUUGUUCUUGCCAUUGCUCCAUUUAUCCAGUCUAUUGCCUGUCCCCUUUGGACUUAUACUGUUGACAAAAAGCCAAAGUUACACGGCACCACUAUGGCAAUCACAAGUUUGCUUGGUGGAUCUGCUGUUAUGACUAUCAUGUUUGUGGGACACUCUGUUUCAUCCGAAGUUGUAGUCCCUACAGGUUUCACCAACAUGCUACAGCUGGAACUGUCAAAUAGAACGUUGGUUUUAAUGACGUCCACUUUAGCUCUAGCCUUUGCCUUCUUCACGUUGCCUAAUCUUUCAUUAGUAGAUAGUGCUGUCAUGAAGAUGCUUGGACCAAAUAAAAUUUUAUAUGGCGAACAAAGAUUAUGGGGCUCUGUUUCAGCUGGCUUAACAAUUUUAUUGGUUGGACAGCUUAUAUCUAUAACUGGGAGUCUUGAUGGUUUAUUCUGGGUAUUUGGGGCUUCAACACUACUAUUUAUUAUAUGUUCCUUGAUGGUCAAUGUGAAUAGCUCAGAAUAUCAACUCAUUCCAGAAAUGAUGGACCAUGUAGAAGAAGGUUUGGAGCGCAUUUCAAGUCGUGAACGAUUAUUAGAAUCAGGUCAAACGGAAAAUUCCGAGAAAUCGUCAUCUGGCAAUCGUCACCCAAUCAACUAUAACAGUAUCAAUAAUAGCAACAGUCAUUACGUAGAGUUAUUCAAGUCAGACAGUGUUACAUCGGCACAUACUAUUCGGGAAGAGGCUGAUGAAACUUUGGGUGUUAUUGGCGGGGUAGAUUUGGGUUUGGCUAUUUCAAGAAUUGCAUCGAUUGACCAAUCGAUGGUAGGUCUUGUUAACGUUACAUCCGAGGAUAUCCCAUCACCGAGCAGCGUAUUCAAAUCCGUACGAGUCCUUACAUUUCUCAUAACAACACUUUUAUUUGGUUUCGUAUUAUCCAUUAUCGUCAAUUUCUUAUUCUUAUUUCUGGGUCGUGAUUUACAGAUGCCCGCAAGCUGGAUUGGCUGGACUGGCCCUACGACAGGUAUAACAGAGUUACUUUGCUUUUGCUUUUCGAAACAACUGACAGAGAUAUUUGGUGUUACAAAUAUGAUUAUUAUCGCACACGUUGCUACGAUUGUUCGUUGUUUGAUCUAUACUAUACUUACCCCUGAUUCAUUUAUAACAAAUGUCAGUGCCCUGUUACUCCAAACAUUACACGGCGUCGGCUUUGGUAUCUUUUGGGCUACAGCUGUAAGCGAAAUGGAUGGCUUUUUCCCUCCUGAACAAAGAUCCGUGGCACAGGGUAUGCUUGGUGCGCUUCAUUUUGGCCUUGGUACUGGUUUGGGUGCACUCACGGGUGGCUAUUUAUAUGAAUACAUGGGCGCCAUUUGUAUGUUUCGAAUCGCUGCUUUAGUCGCAACUAUAAACAUGGGUAUUUUCUACGUAGGAAGGAUGGAAAGAUUUCGUUAAAAAAAAAAUCGAAUGUGUUCAGGUUCCUGUAUCAAUUCGGUGUAUUAUUUUCUUUAUAAUAAAUUUUUAUUUGCUUGUACAAUUCCACCAAUAUAGU